UACUUGUUGGUUCACUACGUUAAAUCCUCUCUGUCCAAGUGUCUGGACCACUUCCAACACUUGACGGGUCACCUCGCCGCAGUCGAACACGAUGACAACACCACUUCCGUUUUCUUUGACUGCAACAAUGGCAGAGCUUUGUUCGUUCACGCCGUCGUUGAUGAGGUGAGCUCUAGGGAUAUCAUCAAGCCUGUUUAUGUUCCUUCUUUUGUCGACUCGAUUUUUCCGUUGCGUGGAGUUAAAAACUGCCAAGGUACUAUCGAACCGUUAGUCGCUGUUCAAGUGACAAAGCUCGUCGAUGGGGAUUUCAUCAGUAUCUCCAUCAACCAUUCCAUCAUGGAUGGCGCAUCCUUUUUCCAUGCCUUCAGCUCCUGCUUGGAAAUCGUUAAUGGUUCCUCUAGUUUAUCGAAACCCCUGAUUUUCCAACGUUGUUUCCUUAAUAAUAAUACAAUCGACAAUUUUCAUACCAUUCGUAUUCCAAAUUCUUACAUCAAUCAAGCCGAUGAUGCUCCAUCAGACGUCAAAGUGAAAGUUUUUCAUUUCACCAAGGAGGUUAUCGCAAAGCUUAAAGAGAAAUCCAAUGUUGAUGUUGGCAUUAACGACGAGAUCUCCUCUCUUCAAGCUCUACUCUGUCACUUAUGGCGAUCCAUCGUUUUCAACAAGAAGAUUGACCCCGAUCAAGAAACCAGCUAUUGCUUGCUGAUCGAUGCUAGGAAACAGAUUCGGGGUCUGUCCGAAGCAUACUUCGGGAAUGCUUUGCAAAUCGAGACCGUAACUAUGAAAGUCAAGGAGCUGCUAAUGUCACGGGACAAUGGACUCGGCAACGCGGCGUGGCAAAUGAACAAGUUGGUGGCUUCCUGCCACGAGGAAAAGCUUAGAAAUUUCUUUGAAUGUUGGAAACGAUGUCCUAAGCUAACUAGAUUGAGCAAUCUAGUGCCAAAUAUCGCUGUGGUGACGAGCGGUUCACCUCGAUUCGAUAUCUAUGGGGGCAACACCGAAUUGGGAAGGCCGGUGGCAAUACGGAGCGGGCCAGGGAACAAGUUCGAUGGGAGGGCCACGGUGCAAUCUGGGAAGGAAGACGGAAGCAUUGACAUUGAAGUUUGCCUUCCAGUGGAGACAUUUGAAGCCAUGGAAAAGGAUAAGGAGUUUAUGGAUACUGUUAGCAUCAAGUCUUAAUUAAAGUCGUAACAAUUCAAGGGUGUUUCCCUCCAUCGAUCAUACAUGGGGCAUGUUGUUUGUUAAGACGGGGGUGACGUAUAUGUGUUGGCUUAUGGAGUGUUUGGUUAUAAUGAUUUUCUGUUGUGUUCAAUGUUGGGAGAUUCAUGUUGCGUGACUUUAAUCUGCAGCAAACUCAU
This is a messenger RNA of Gossypium raimondii (Peruvian cotton), 1355 nucleotides long. RefSeq lists its product as uncharacterized. The record is from RefSeq and is a predicted model, not a curated record. The transcript has 4 exons. NCBI's taxonomy places the organism in Eukaryota, Viridiplantae, Streptophyta, Magnoliopsida, Malvales, Malvaceae. The annotation marks the transcript as partial.